Messenger RNA from Rodentolepis nana, 804 nucleotides. The record is from the annotation of a GenBank genome assembly. NCBI's taxonomy places the organism in Eukaryota, Metazoa, Platyhelminthes, Cestoda, Cyclophyllidea, Hymenolepididae.
AUGGCUGACGAAAGUGCGCCCCCAAUAAAUUUUGGCAAGAAGAAAAAGAAGCCGAAGACCGCUUUAGUUGUUGAAGAAACCGCUGAUUCUGUCGCUGCCAAGCCUACUCCAGAAGUAGAAAAAUUACCCGAGGACUUUAACGAUACCGCUUUCUUCGGCCAAAAGCGCAAAAAGAAGCCAAUCUUAGAUGUCCUCCAAACAGAGAGUGAAGCCGCAGUUUCUGCUGCUCGUGAGGAAUUGCAGUCUUUUACACUAAAUGAUGGUGAUGGUUCUACUGCUGCUGGUGGUGGUGGUGAGGCCGAAUCCGCUCCGGCUCUCCUCUAUACCUACGAGGAGCUUUUGCACAGAAUUUUCGACCAACUCAUUGCCAAUAAUCCCGAACUGGCAACUGAUGCUCCGAAGAAGCUCAAAAUGCCGCCACCUCUCAUGGCUCGUGUUGGCACCAAAAAGACCCAAUUUACCAAUUUUACUAUUAUCUGCAAGUCAUUCAAUCGUGAUCCCGCUCAUCUCUCUGCUUUCUUCUUUGCCGAGUUGGGAACCACCGGUUCUAUUGAUUCUAAUGGAGCUCUAAUUAUUCGUGGAAAGUACAUGUCGAAGCAUAUUGAACCUCUCCUGCAAAGUUAUGCUCGACAUUAUGUGAAGUGCAGUACCUGCGGUUCGCAUGACACCUACCUAUCUAAGGACGCUCGUCUUCUCUUCCUGAUCUGCAGGAAAUGCAGUUCUAAGGUGACUGUGAAAAACGUCACUUCAGGUUUCCAGGCUGUUACCGACAAACGUGCGGCUAUUCGUGCCAAGGCCCAAUAA